UUGUUUUUAUAUUAUUUGAUUUUUAAAAUUUGAAAGACUUGAUUAUUUUUACUAAUAUUUUAAAUUAUUCUCAAAAAUAAUACUUAAAAAGUACAUUUCAAAACAUUUGAAAUUUCAAAUUAAAAUUCAAAAACAAAAAAAAAAUAUGGGAAAGCCACAACGUAGGAAAAAGCAUCAUUCUGGAGACACACAUUUAAGACGAAGAUGGAGAACGAAAAAUCGAAAACGAGAUCUUGAUGAAAUUGAUAAUGAUUUAAAAACUAAUCCAGAAAAAUUAAUAGAUCAAGAAAUUGAUUUUGAGCAAAAAGGUUUGGGCCAACAUUAUUGUAUUCAUUGUGCAAAAUAUUUUAUUGACGAUCAUGCCUUACAGUCACACUUUAAAACAAAGGUACAUAAACGUAGAAUGAAGGCCCUUGAAAUAGAACCUUACUCUGUAGAAGAAUCAGAAAGAGCUGCUGGUCAUGGAAAUUAUAAAGCACCUUUAAAAAGAACUAUUGAAACUCAACCGAGUAAAGAUGAAGUUAGAGGUGGAAAACGAAUCAAAAUUGAUGUAAAAAACGAGGAAGAGAAAAUGACAAGUUAAUGAAUGUUUUAUUGCAAAUUGUUAAUAAAUGAAUAUUUUUAUAAAAC
Molecule: messenger RNA, 630 nt
Organism: Condylostylus longicornis
Lineage: Eukaryota; Metazoa; Arthropoda; Insecta; Diptera; Dolichopodidae
Product: zinc finger protein 593 homolog
Exons: 3
Coding region: 146-583 (145 amino acids)
Molecular function (GO): nucleic acid binding; zinc ion binding
Source: RefSeq, a predicted model, not a curated record